UGCGAAAAGCAACGCUUGAAAGAGUGACUUACGAAAAUGCGCUUUUGCAGCAGUUCAAGAAGUUUUUGCAGAAACUUGAAAAACUAACAGGUGCUGUGAAUAAACGUGGACAAGGGCGUGUCACCGCACAGUCGGUGAAGAUGGCCGAAGUAGCAGUGCAAAGUAUGUGUGAUAUACUCGUCGCACAUCCAUACUUUAAUUAUGUACAGAAUGUCGCACAGUUGUUGGUCUACAUGUUGAACUGCCGCUAUCAGAAUAUACGAGAAGAAAUCAACAAGUGUUUCCGCACAGUAUUUGCGAACGAUAAGAAAUUGGAUAUGACACUGUAUAUUGUGAGACGUAUAAAUCACUUGAUAAAGACAAAACUACCGAAUGUGCAUGUGGAAUGUCUCAGUUGCUUGCUUUCGCUUAAGAUAAAAAAUGUCAACUUAGAUGCUGAGAAGGAGAAUGAGUUGAAGCAAAAAAAGUUGGAGGCUCAUCGGCAGCGUUUGAUGAGUUUAUCAAAGAAGGAGCGCAAGCGGAGGAAGAAAUUAACCGAGGUGAAUAAGGAGUUGGACGAAACGCGGGCGGAAGAAAAUAAACAAACGAAACUAUAUAAACUGACGGAAGUAACCAAAAUGGUUUUUACAAUUUACUUCCGUGUUUUAAAAAAUGAUCCAACUUCGAAAGUGCUGAGCGCUAUUUUAGAGGGAUUAGCAGAAUUUGCCCACGUCAUCAACAUGGAUUUCUUCUCAGACUUAAUAGAAGUGCUGAAUCGCAUAUUGGAAGAAAUGGAUCUUGGUUAUCGUGAGCAGUUACAUUGCAUUAAAACCAUUUUUGUCAUACUCUCUGGUCAGGGUGAAGUGCUGAAUAUAGAUCCUAUUCGAUUUUAUCAGCACUUCUACAGAAAUAUGCUUACAGUAAACGCAGGAAAGAAUCACGACGAUUUUCGCAUAAUACUUGGCACCUUGGAUGAAGUUUUAGUGAAAAGGCGGCGUAAUAUGAGUCAGCAACGUUUAAUGGCGUUUAUAAAACGCUUACUAACCCUCAGCAUGCAUCUACUGCAUCACGGCACCCUGGCAACACUCGGCACUAUAAAGACAACGUUCCAAUUGACAUCAAUUUUGGAUAUUUUACUUGAUACAGAUACUAGCGUAGGAUCCGGUAACUAUGAUCCAGAGUUAGAGGAUCCCGAGUAUUGCAAUGCGGCAAGUACAGCGCUUUACGAGUUGACCUUGCUUUCACGUCAUUAUCACCCAACGGUGCGAAAGAUGGCCAUGCAUAUAGCAAGUGGUGUGCCGGCAUCGGGAGAGGGUGCGCUGCCGCCGGAAAUUGGCAAACUUACCUCCCACGAACUUUAUGAUCAAUUCGAUAGUACGCAGAUGGUAUUUAACCCAAUCAUACCGGUGCCAAAGCAAGCUGAACCGAAAAUUAAAAAAGGCAGACACCAGUAUAUUAAUUCCGAUUUCGAACCUCUUUGCAAAACAGUUUUGCGAGCUAAAGAGAGCUCAGUAAAGGCUACAACGAAACAUAAAAAUUGUACGAAAUUUGAUUUUUACAAGGCUCUGGUUAAUAAAUGCUAAUUCGAUAAUGUGUGUAGCAAAAUAUUAAGUAAUUUAAUAUAUGAUGUUUAUUUUAACAAAACUUGCUAAAUAAUAUCCCAAAUGGGUUCGAUGUGUGAACUGCGUUUAUUCAUAAGAUUUUUGAAAAAAAAUUGUGUACUCCAUACAUACAUACAUAUGUAAAUAUAUUAGAAGCUAAAAG
This is a messenger RNA of Rhagoletis pomonella (apple maggot), 1743 nucleotides long. RefSeq names its product nucleolar complex protein 3 homolog. Lineage: Eukaryota; Metazoa; Arthropoda; Insecta; Diptera; Tephritidae. Gene Ontology annotation, biological process: DNA replication initiation. The record is from RefSeq and is a predicted model, not a curated record. Gene Ontology annotation, molecular function: chromatin binding. Gene Ontology annotation, cellular component: nucleolus.